Messenger RNA from Hemisphaericaspora subhashii, 873 nucleotides. RefSeq names its product transcription factor CUP9 (gene CUP9). Gene Ontology annotation, biological process: regulation of DNA-templated transcription. Bases 1 to 873 code for a protein of 290 amino acids. NCBI's taxonomy places the organism in Eukaryota, Fungi, Ascomycota, Pichiomycetes, Serinales, Debaryomycetaceae. Gene Ontology annotation, molecular function: DNA binding. The transcript has a single exon. The record is from RefSeq and is a predicted model, not a curated record.
AUGCAAUUGAAUACACUUGUAAACCAAUCACCACCAAUAUUACCUGCAACCACAAUAUCAACAAACACGGCUGCGCCUGUUGCUAACAAAAUAAGUUUGCCACCAAUAUCGGACAUCUUGCGUCAGCCACCAUUAAUACCACAGCAACAAUCACCACAACAACAACCACAACAACAACCACAACAACAACCACAUCCACAUCCACAUCCACAACAGCCUAUUCCCCAUCAAGUCGUGCAGGCACGCGAACAGCUCCCUAGAGCUCCAUAUCAACAGAUUCCAUCCAUACAACAAAUCACUAGACCAACCCUUCCACUUCACCAACAACAACAACCACAGCAACAACAACCACAAUUAGUGACAGUCCCUUCACAGUCCCUUCCACCUCUUAACCAAAACUACUAUUACACCAACGAUCCACGCGCCCAUGCCGUGCGGUUAACCAGCCCAUUAGGUUCACCAUUAUCACAAACUGCUUCACCCAUCUUCUACGGUGUAGCCACACCUUCCGUUGGACAAAUACACCCACGCGCAAAUUCAUAUCCUAUUGCUGGUCAUCAUCCCCCACCCGGUCUCCAACAUGCAGGAAUCAUGAGACAUAAUUCAUAUCCCAUCAGAAGUCAUGAUCAAGGGGGAUUGGAUAGUCCUCCCACGAAACGCAAAACGAGAAAUAAUCUUCCCAAAGAAAUAACGUAUAUUUUACUUAAAUGGUUGAAUGAUCAUUUGAAUCAUCCAUAUCCAAAUUCAUUUGAGAAGAAUCAAUUGAUGAUGGCUACUGGGUUGAAUCAACAACAAUUGAGUAAUUGGUUUAUCAAUGCUCGUAGGAGAAAGAUUAAACUGUUGAAAGAACAAAAGAAGUUGAAUUUGGUUUAA